Messenger RNA from Lagenorhynchus albirostris (white-beaked dolphin), 1638 nucleotides. RefSeq names its product protein phosphatase 4 catalytic subunit (gene PPP4C). Gene Ontology annotation, biological process: peptidyl-serine dephosphorylation; double-strand break repair via homologous recombination. Gene Ontology annotation, cellular component: cytoplasm; nucleus. The record is from RefSeq and is a predicted model, not a curated record. Bases 372 to 1325 code for a protein of 317 amino acids. Gene Ontology annotation, molecular function: protein serine/threonine phosphatase activity. The transcript has 8 exons. NCBI's taxonomy places the organism in Eukaryota, Metazoa, Chordata, Mammalia, Artiodactyla, Delphinidae.
AUGGCGGAGAUAAGCGACCUGGACCGGCAGAUCGAGCAGCUGCGGCGCUGCGAGCUCAUCAAGGAGAGCGAAGUUAAGGCCCUGUGCGCUAAGGCUAGAGAGAUCUUGGUGGAGGAGAGCAACGUGCAGAGGGUGGACUCGCCAGUCACAGUGAGUACCCGCUGCCCCUCCACAGCCUGGCUUGGUCUUUUAGGCACGUGGUCAUUCCCGUUAAUCUUGUGGGCUCUGAGGUCUACCCCUCAUCCCUGAGAGCCCCAUCUUCAGGGGAGCUUUGCUAGAAGAAUUGGCUGUUAUGGGCAGGGUCUUUGGAGUCGUUGGAGGGAUGCUCUUGACCAGGGCAGAAGAACUCAGUUUGGUAUGCGGUGACAUCCAUGGACAAUUCUAUGACCUCAAGGAGCUGUUCAGAGUGGGAGGCGACGUCCCUGAGACUAACUACCUCUUCAUGGGGGACUUUGUGGAUCGUGGUUUCUACAGCGUCGAAACGUUCCUCCUGCUGCUGGCACUUAAGGUGGGACCCCCCGACUUCUGGACCCCAGACCUGGGCCACCUCAGGCCUGACCUGUCUGCAUCCUUUCCACCCUCAUCUCCUGCCCAUCCACCCCCAACUCUUGAGCUGUGCUGCUGGUGACGGACACAUUCUGCUUGGGUGGUCAGAGAAGCUUUCCUUGACUUGGGGACAUCUGAUUGGGCCCCUGGAGGAUGAGGUUCGCUAUCCUGACCGCAUCACCCUGAUCCGGGGCAACCACGAAAGCCGUCAGAUCACCCAGGUCUACGGCUUUUAUGACGAGUGUCUGCGCAAGUACGGCUCGGUGACCGUGUGGCGCUACUGCACUGAGAUCUUUGACUACCUCAGCCUGUCGGCCAUCAUCGAUGGCAAGAUCUUCUGUGUGCACGGGGGCCUUUCCCCCUCCAUCCAGACACUGGACCAGAUCCGGACAAUUGACCGAAAGCAAGAGGUGCCUCAUGACGGGCCCAUGUGUGACCUGCUCUGGUCCGACCCUGAAGACACAACAGGCUGGGGCGUGAGCCCCCGUGGGGCUGGCUACCUAUUUGGCAGUGACGUGGUGGCCCAGUUCAAUGCAGCCAACGACAUUGACAUGAUCUGCCGCGCCCACCAACUGGUGAUGGAAGGUUACAAAUGGCACUUCAACGAGACUGUACUCACUGUGUGGUCGGCACCCAACUACUGCUACCGCUGUGGGAAUGUGGCAGCCAUCUUGGAGCUGGACGAGCAUCUCCAGAAAGAUUUCAUCAUCUUUGAGGCCGCUCCCCAAGAGACACGGGGCAUCCCCUCCAAAAAGCCCGUGGCUGACUACUUCCUGUGACCCCUCUGGCCCCUGCCCCCUCCAGCCCCUCUGGCCCCUGGACCACUGUGACUCUGCCCUCUUCAGACGAAGGCUGGGGGGCUGUCCCCGGCUAUGCUGUCCCCCCAAAAGAGGGCACUUCGCGGGUGAGGACUUUUCUGGAGAGGCUUGGAGCCUUGGCUCCAUGUUCCUCCUCCCGUGUCUCCCCACUUGAACCGUGAAGUUUCCAAUAAUUUUGUUUUUCUUUUUUUUUCUUUUUUUUUGUUUGUUUUUAGAUAAAAAUUUUGAGAAGAAAAAAAAAAAGAAAAAAAUCUAAUAAAAGAAGAAAAAUGGA